AUGGCCAACCCUUCUCCAAUGAUCAUGUUAACCCUAGUUCUUGCAACAAUGUCCAUGGUUCACACAAGACCUUUUACCAACAUGACCAAUAUUGGUCCACCGCCCUUAGUGGCACGACUCAAGCUUGACAAUAAUGAUGGACAAGAUGGUGGUUUGACAGGUUGUUGGGACACGUUGUUUGACCUUCAUGCUUGCACCGGUGAAAUUGUACUUUUCUUUAUAAAUGGAGAGACUUAUUUAGGGACAGGUUGUUGUAGGGCGAUCCAGAAAAUAGAAAAGUUGUGUUGGCCGUCUUUGAUGGGGUCACUUGGUUUCACUUCGCAAGAAAGUGAUAUAUUACGUGGCUAUUGUGAUGUUUCAGAUAAUUGUGAUGUUCCGACAGCUCAGCCUCCGCCACAUACCCCCAAUACCACCACCAAUAGCCGUAAUAGAUUUUAG
Molecule: messenger RNA, 438 nt
Organism: Helianthus annuus (common sunflower)
Lineage: Eukaryota; Viridiplantae; Streptophyta; Magnoliopsida; Asterales; Asteraceae
Product: egg cell-secreted protein 1.2
Exons: 1
Coding region: 1-438 (145 amino acids)
Biological process (GO): double fertilization forming a zygote and endosperm
Source: RefSeq, a predicted model, not a curated record